Molecule: messenger RNA, 1113 nt
Organism: Triplophysa dalaica
Lineage: Eukaryota; Metazoa; Chordata; Actinopteri; Cypriniformes; Nemacheilidae
Gene: taf10
Product: TAF10 RNA polymerase II, TATA box binding protein (TBP)-associated factor
Exons: 5
Coding region: 179-736 (185 amino acids)
Biological process (GO): transcription initiation at RNA polymerase II promoter
Cellular component (GO): nucleus; transcription factor TFIID complex; SAGA complex
Molecular function (GO): RNA polymerase II general transcription initiation factor activity; promoter-specific chromatin binding
Source: RefSeq, a predicted model, not a curated record
UGUUAAUCACGUGACAAACCUCUCGCGUAAAUAUUUUUCUCCUGAGGUUGAAUUGUCGCUAAACUCGCGUCUUUAAAUGCCCAAGAGAUCGCACCACCCAACUUUGACUUAAACGGAAUAGAAUAAGAUUGUUACGCCCGCUAUAUUCAAACAGGGCAGCUUACUUUACACUAUAAAUAUGAACGUGGAUCUUCCGCAAGCAGGACUGGCGGGAGCAGCAUCCAGCACAUCCAUCUCCAGCAGCAACUGCGUCCCGAACAGCGCAUCUGCAAACUCGAGCAGCAUCCCUGGGGUCGGGAGCACGAAUGUUUCCACCUCGGCUGCCAUGGCAACCCCAUCAUCCGACUCUGCUGUAUCAAACGGCGUAUAUGUGCCAUCAGGAAUCGCCAAUGGCGAUGUAAAGCCCGUCGUCUCAACUACACCUCUGGCUGACUUCCUGAUGCAGUUGGAGGACUACACCCCCACAAUUCCAGAUGCAGUCACAGGACACUACCUAAAUCGAGCUGGUUUUGAAGCCUCGGAUCCAAGAAUAAUCCGACUCAUAUCUCUGGCGUCCCAGAAGUUUAUCUCCGACAUUGCAAAUGACGCACUGCAGCACUGCAAAAUGAAGGGAACAGCCUCUGGCAGCUCCAGGAACAAAGCCAAGGACAAGAAGUACACGCUGACAAUGGAAGAUCUGACACCGGCCCUGGCAGAAUAUGGCGUAAAUGUUAAGAAACCUUACUACUUCAUAUGAAAGCUUCAUAAAGCCUAACUAAAUUGGACUGCUUAAAAUCACAUCAGAGCUCUGAAGAUGAUAUUCUGUAGUGCAGGAACCAUCAGCCCACAGGAGCCUUUAGGCAUUUAGCAGCUUUUUUCUAUUCUUUAAGCUUUUUUGACUUGUUUGAUUACAUAUUAGUAAAAAUGUAUUAUAAAUAAAUACCUUGUAAUUAAUUUCUACCAUAUUUUGUCAGUAAAAUCGUUUGGACAAUACUGUGUAUUAUGUUGUUGACACUUAGGUAGAUUAAUUACUGUAUAAAGAAAUGUGUUGGAAUUGUAUUAGUUUUACAGGGAAUAAGGACAUUUGAUGUCAAUUCAAAAUGUCUGUAAACAAUAUAUGAGUUUGUAAAAACA